Messenger RNA from Caenorhabditis remanei, 1644 nucleotides. RefSeq lists its product as uncharacterized. The transcript has 11 exons. Gene Ontology annotation, biological process: transmembrane transport. Bases 1 to 1644 code for a protein of 547 amino acids. Lineage: Eukaryota; Metazoa; Nematoda; Chromadorea; Rhabditida; Rhabditidae. The record is from RefSeq and is a predicted model, not a curated record. Gene Ontology annotation, cellular component: membrane. Gene Ontology annotation, molecular function: ATP hydrolysis activity; ATP binding; ABC-type transporter activity.
AUGAUGUCGAAAGUAACACCAAAAGAAGUGAAAGCAUACGAAAAAGCUGGAAGUACAGCAGAAGAAGUGAUUAGUGGUAUCAGAACAGUUUCCUCUUUUAACGGAGAACAAAAAGAAAUUGAAAGGUAUGGAACUCGAAUGGUUCUCGAUGGAUCUAUCACUCCUGGUACCACAUUCGCUGUCUUCUGGGCAGUUUCUGGUGCAAUUUACUGUCUUGCUCAGGCGUCGUCUCAGAUUCCAACGUUCUUAUCAUGUCACAGUGCAGCUGUUCCUGUGUUCAAAAUUAUUGAUAGAAUUGUUCCAAUUGAUGUUUCUUCGAAUCGAGGAAUAAGCUUGUGGAAAGUCAAAGGGAAUGUAAGGUUUGAGAAUGUUUGGUUCAAAUAUCCAACUCGAUCAGAGGUGAAUGUCCUGAAAGGAGUGAGUUUUUAUGCAAACUCCGGAGAGAACAUAGCUUUAGUGGGUCAUUCUGGAUGUGGAAAAAGUACAUUGGCUUCACUUUUGAUGUAUUUCUAUGAGUUGGAUGAUGGAAGAAUAUCAAUAGAUGAUACAAAUAUUGAAAAAUUAAACUUGGCUCAUUUGAGAAACAUAAUUGGAAUCGUCAGUCAGGAGCCGUUAUUAUUUGCUGAUACGAUUGAAAACAAUAUUAGAUUGGGUGCACCUGAUAUUGAUGACAAUGAGAUGGAAUACUAUUGCAAGUUGGCAAAUGCUCACGACUUCAUUGAACAACUUCCGAAACAAGGACGAACAACUAUAACGAUUGCUCAUAGACUGAGUACGAUUCGAAAUUGCACACGCAUUUAUGUGUUCGAUAAUGGAGAAGUGAUAGAAGUAGGAAGUCAUGAAGAACUAAUGAAGAAGAAUGGAUAUUAUUCCAAAAUGGUUCAAGCACAAGACAUCGAUCAUAGUGAUGAGUCUACAUCAGCUGAAGAAGAUUCUUUUCUCUCCAAACGCGAGUCUUGUGAUCUGGAAUCUUCUAGAAUACAGAUCAGCAAACGUCUUUCAAAAGCAUUUUCCCUUACAUCGGAGGAUAUGGAAUCUGAUAUUUCUCAAUUACAGAAAGAAGUAGGACGUGGUUAUUCGUCGAGUUUCCUCGAGAUUCUUCAGUUUGCAAAACCGGAAUGGAUACUUCUUCUGAUUUCUAUCCUAUUAUCGAUCAUUCGAGGAUUCAGUUUUCCAAUAUUCUCUGUUUUGUACGGAAGGAUGUUUCGAAUUCUUUCCACUGGAACAGACAUGGAGAAGAAGUAUAAUUCAGAAAUCAACGCAUACUACUUUUUGAUAUUAGGAGUGUCAUCUGCAAUUGUGACAAUGGUAGCCGGAUGUUUAUUAGGAUAUGUUGGAGAAAGGCUCACAAAAAGACUCAGGAUUCUUUUAUUCAGUAAUAUUCGCAAACAGGACGGUGAAUACUUUGAUCAUCCGGAGCAUGCCCCAGGUCGUCUAACAACUCGUCUGGCAACAGAUGCUCCGAAUAUCCGCGCAGUAAUCGAUCAACGUCUUGCUGAUGUUUUUCAAGGAGUCUCUGCGAUUGUUUGUGGAACAGCAAUUGCGUUUUGGUAUGACCCUGCAAUGGCUCCAAUUGGAAUAGUUACAGUUGCUACAUUGAUUUCACUUCAAGCAAUUAUCAGUCAUAUUUUAAAGAAAAGGUGA